Molecule: messenger RNA, 4131 nt
Organism: Sphaerodactylus townsendi
Lineage: Eukaryota; Metazoa; Chordata; Lepidosauria; Squamata; Sphaerodactylidae
Product: maestro heat-like repeat family member 5
Exons: 35
Coding region: 1-4131 (1376 amino acids)
Cellular component (GO): cytoplasm
Source: RefSeq, a predicted model, not a curated record
AUGGCGGCGAGAGUGAGCUAUAAGACAAACAGGAUUGGAGCUCAUCCUUUAAGAGAAGAUGAGCGCCAUGAAGCAAGUCAGCGGCCGCAACAGAAGGGCAAAAUGGAGGCACACAAGGAGGAGCUGGAUGAAAAUGAAUCCAAGGUUUGUUUUUGCAACUUGAGGAACCUCAGGGAAGAAAACAGCCAGUCACUCGUCCAGGCAUCAGCUGACAACCUGUGUGCCUUGGCAGAGAGCAAGCUGGCGGGAGUCCUGCGGGCCAUCUGCAAGUAUCGGCAGAGCAUCCACAAGAUCUCCCCAAAACACAGACUGCGAAUUAAUGAGGUCCUCCAGGCUGUGAUCCGUUCAGCCCGCAGCAUAGAUUGCAGACUGGCAAACGUCAUCAUUAAGCUGGCCUCUGAGGAUAUGCUGAGGACAACUGAUCUUCAGGACCUGUACCAGGACGCAGCGGGGGAUAUCCUGGUGGCCCUCUGGAACCACUUCCCUGCGGAAGUGCUGGCCAAGCUCCUGGAGGGGUUCCAAGGCAGGCUGCUCCCAUAUCGCAGCAUCCUCUGUGUACUGGGCAAACUGGCUAACCAAGCAUUUUCAGAGAGCGAUCCCUCAAAGCUAGACGUGUGGGAAAGAAAAUUGGUGGAGUUUGUGGAGAAGCUGUUGAUUGAUAUCUCAGACAGGGCUUGUUGUGAGCAGCUCAUCCAGGAGCUCAUGAAAGGAGACAAAACCGACAAGAACCAUGCCCUGGAGAAGGUUUUCCUCUACCAAUAUUAUGGUGCCAUCCUGCGAACUUCUGACAACUCUCAAUUAGUCCAAGAGCAUCUCUGCAAGAUCUUGGCAUUAUCUCACAGAGGAGCAACAGAAACAAAGGGUAUUGCUUUUGCUGUAGGCUUAGCUGCAUCUCGUCAUCUUGAUGAAGUUUUGAAAGUAUUAGAGGACUUCAGCAAAACAUUUCCUGCCCAAGAGACAUCUGUUACAAACACCUGCCAGUGCUUUGGCUGGAACACCCUCCUGCUGUGCUACGGUCGAGUGGCACUAGGAAUCAAAGAAGAGGUUCUCCAUCGAGUGGAACUUUUCCUGGCCAAAAUGAUUGAGUACUUCAAAUGCAAUCCGAUGGACAUGAGCUUGAAGAAAAGCUUUUUGAUUGCUGUGCUGAUGUUCCUGGAGGCCGUUGCUGCAACAGGUAAAGCACAAGGUGUACGGCUGCACAUGAAAACAGCGCUUGUGGAAUGUCUGAUAGUGCUGAUUGAGAGAGAACCCAUCGACACGCUGGUCAACACAGUGCGUCAGGAUGCGAUGUACAUCGUUAAGGAGCUGAGCGAACUGAAACCCGUCCUGGAGGCAGAAGUGAAGUCCAGCCUCCUCUGUGCUUCCUUCAGAAGUCUAUUCUGCCUGGUUCCGCUAGACUUGCUGGAAAGGAAAUCCUGCAUCACCAAGCAAGCAGCAAACGUCAGGGGGCUCUAUCAUCAGGCCAUGAGCAGUCUGGAAGAAAUGCUGCAGGCUUUGCUGUUGGAGAAUCCACAUCCCAGGGAGCUUAAAAUCAUGCUGGAGCUCAUGGAGCCCUGGAUGACCUCAGCGCUGGACCACGAGCGAGAGAGGGCUGUGCAGACCGCAAUGAAGCUCUUGAAAUUUGUAGCUGAAAGUUUCCACUUUGAUCUUUCCCGGCAGUUCAGCACUCUCGCCCACCUGACUGCCGUCCUGAUUGUGCUGUGUGGAGACCCCGUGGGAUGCGUCAGUUCAUCAGCUGUGCAAGCAGUCAGUUGCCUCUAUGAAGUCCUGCUACGCCGGAAAAGCCUAAAGCAGAGAAUUCACAAGAGGAGGAAGUGGUCGGUGAAGAGGAGCUCAAAGCCACAGGAAACAGAUUGCCUUUCUCUGAUAGUGACGGACAGCAGAUGGCUGAUUGCUAUGCACUGUGAAGACCAGCUCUUCUCAGUACAGCUGACCAACUUCCUGCUGUCUGCACUAGAGAGUUUGAAAAGGUCUGACCCCAUCUUGCUGAAGGCGGCAGAAGAAGUGCUGAAUGCAGUUCUGCAGACUCACGUGAUGAAGAUCGAAAGGGUGAAAGACGUGGUGGGAUCGAUCUACAGGUGCCUGCAGCUGCGGCACUCAUCCUACUGGACCCGGAAGGUCGUGCUGAAGGCGUUAACUUUAAUGAUCCCUGAUCACAUGGAGGAAGUGGUGCAAAGCUGCCUGUCCUUCUCAAUACCCAUAGAGAGGCACGCCAGUGAGCUCUGGACUGCGAUGGCCGUGGGACCCCAGGUGGCCACCCAAGUCCUCCACCUUCUGCUGAAGAACCUCCAGGCCAAAGAAACUCUGGAUGAAAACAGCACCAGACUGUCUCUGGCUGCCAUGAAUGUCAUCUAUGAGACUUUCCUCAUCCCUGGAUACCGGGCAGCCCUUGUGGAGAUGCACCUGCAGUUGUUCAUCCCUUCCCUCAAACAGGUCCUGUAUGUGAUGCAGCUGGACCUGCCCGAGUCCCUAAAAGCCAGGCAGGCGUUCAUCCUGAAAGAAACCCCCGGCGCUCGCAGCUUUCAGAGUACUUCAGUGGAGAUCAUGAAAAAUUUGUUCUCCAUGGCGGGAGACUGGGAGGUUUACGCUUGCAUCGAGUUCCAGCAAGGGUGGAAUGUGCUGUGCACCCCCGAGCAGUUCCUACAAGGUAUCCACCUCAUUGCAAGGGCUAUGGCAGAGUGUGGCAGUUCUCAGAUUCCUGGUAUUUUUGGGGAGGCAGCUCUCAUCCUCAGCACGGAGGAGGAUGAGUUGAAGAAGAUGACAGCGCUGGCUCUAGUUAUUGAGUUUCUCAAGAGUCCAUCUGCUGUCAAGAUGAUGAACAGGUUCAGCCUGAAGGAGCAUCUCAAGGAAGGCUUGGCCACCGCAAAUCCUGUCAUAAGGGAGCUUUGUCAGAAAGGCCUCAGCAAUUUUGUGUUCCAGAAAGGGAAGGUUAAAUUUCUACGGGACCAGCUGCCUGCCUUAAUUAACUCUGUAUUUGGUGGACUUGAAGAAAAUAUAAUUCAAGGGCUAAAGGACAUCAUGGUCACCAUCUAUGACAUGGAUGGCCAGUGGAUCGGGCCCAUCUGUGUUGACCUUGCUCUGAAUGUUCGCUCGUUUUUUGAGGAUGAAAGGGCAGACGUCCGAGCGAGUGCCGUGUCGCUGUUUGGGCAGCUGGUGCUGAGGGCAAAAGAGGCUGACAAGGCCUUGCUGAAGAAGGAGGUGGUCUACAGUCUGCUCGCUCUGCUCCUCCACUUGAAAGACAGAGACAACACCGUGGCCAUGAGAUGCAAGCUGACCCUCUUGAAUUGUGGGCUCUUUCUUGGAUGGCCUCAUCUGAAGCUGAUGUUUCGCACCAUGGCUUGGGAGGACACCUGGAGCUGCUUGGUGAAUGUGUGGAAGUACCUGACCAGGAAUAACCACGAUAAUAUCCACAUUUUCAUCUCCCAGGCCUUGGGUUAUCUUCAUCACCCCCAGAUAGAAAUAAGACAUACUGCAGCACGCUUCCUCGGUCACACAAUCAACUAUUACAGCUCUCAGCUAUCAAAAAACCUUGACCAGGAUGACAUCUUCUACCUUACUAAAGUCUUCCAGGCAAUGGAAUCCAACACAGAUCCUACUAUGGCAAACUUUGCAAAAAUGUACCGAGUGAUUUUGCAAAAGCUGACUGUGAAACGGAGGUUUGCCGGAGCUGGAGAAAGGGAUGCCCAAGUGAUUGACAGCAGCCUGGGAGGGAAACAGCUGGAUGAGGCCGAUGACAGAGAGAGUAGCCCCCAGCUGCAGCUGGAAGGAACGCCGCUGCUGAGGAGGAAGGAACCCCUGCAUGUGCCCACCCCAGCCAGGGCCAGGAGGCCAUUUGCCCAGAGAGGAACGCACAACAUGUUGCCGCCUUGUCCUGCCAGGGUGGCAGCUGCCGCGGGGGUUUCCGGGAAGAAUGCACAGCCCUCUGAGCCAGGCGGCCAUUCCACCAUAGAGGUACCUUUGGGAGAAGGCCCCUUUGCCAAGCAGCUGUCCCAGGCCUUCUCAAAAGAACUGGCUUGGGUGUACAUCGCAGGUCUGGCUACAGCACAGGCAGAGCUCCUGGAUACCCUGUGGGAAGGACUGAAGGAAGCCAUUCCUCAGAUACAGCUUCUUCUUCAGCAAUUUGAAAUGUGA